UUUUAGUAUAUUUGGUCUGGAUCAGUUUAUCGGAAGGGAUUGUUUCUUGCCAACAGUCAUCAUGUUUUUGGGAUAUGGUUUAGCUGUUGCAUCGUCAACAUAUUGCCUUUCUUUCUUCUUUUCAGACCAUACUAUGGCUCAGAAUGUAGUUCUCUUGAUCAACUUUUUCUCUGGACUCAUUCUUAUGGUCAUAUCUUUCAUUAUGGGGCUUAUUAAGUCAACUGUUAGUGCAAAUUCUUUUCUCAAGAAUUUCUUCCGACUAUCUCCAGGGUUUUGCUAUGCUGAUGGGCUUGCAUCACUAGCUCUUCUGCGUCAAGGGAUGAAAGAUAAAUCUAGUGAUGCAGCUUUUGAUUGGAAUGUAACUGGUGCCUCUAUAUGCUAUCUUGGUGUUGAGGUUUAUAUCUUCUCAUUUUUUUUUUAA
Molecule: messenger RNA, 421 nt
Organism: Cannabis sativa
Lineage: Eukaryota; Viridiplantae; Streptophyta; Magnoliopsida; Rosales; Cannabaceae
Product: ABC transporter A family member 1-like
Exons: 4
Coding region: 62-421 (119 amino acids)
Cellular component (GO): membrane
Molecular function (GO): ABC-type transporter activity
Source: RefSeq, a predicted model, not a curated record